Saccoglossus kowalevskii is the source of this 636-nucleotide messenger RNA. Its product is annotated as PGAP2-interacting protein-like. Gene Ontology annotation, cellular component: endoplasmic reticulum. NCBI's taxonomy places the organism in Eukaryota, Metazoa, Hemichordata, Enteropneusta, Harrimaniidae. The record is from RefSeq and is a predicted model, not a curated record. Gene Ontology annotation, biological process: GPI anchor biosynthetic process.
AGAACGUACCUACGUGUUACUUCUUAUCAUUAUUGUUUCGAUUGGUCAUGCUUUUGGACGAAGCGAUCCCAAGGAUCAUGAUGACAAAUCUACAACACACAUUGCAUUCUCGGAUCUUGACGGCACUGGUCCUUAUAGCGUCUAUGCCGAUUUCAGAAUAUUAUUAGUAUUGGUAAGUCUUAUAGGACUUGGAGGCUUUGCACCACGUUUUAUGACAGAGCAAUUCAUAGCAGCACCACAGAAAUCAGAACCUAAGACAUUUAGUACAAUGAUAUGGUCUGUCAAAUUUAUGCAUGAUAAUAAUGGUUGGUCAACGUUUGAUAGAGCUGCUACAGUAAUCAAUAAUACAGAAGCUGAUGUAAUUUCAUUUCUUGAGAGUGAUGCGUCAAAACCGUUUUUGGGAAACAAUGACAUCACAAUGUGGAUGUCUGAAAAACUUGGAAUGUACAGUGAUUUUGGACCAUCCACAGCUUCACACACAUGGGGAAAUAAUUUGAUGUCGAAGUACAAAAUUGUGAAAGCAGUACAUCAUUUGUUGCCCUCUCCCGAUGGGCAAGUAGGACCAGCAAUCCAUGCAACUCUCAACAUAUCGGGGACUAUGGUAGACAUUGUUACAGCUCGCAAUGGCAAUUAUCG